GCGCAAUAUUAGCGGUGAUUUUUCCUUUUUCCUUCGCAGGUACGUGUGUGUUUGCGCGCAUUAACCUGCUUGAAUUUGCCGAGACGAAAACGGCGUUGCUUGCUGGAGGUCGAGUGGACGCUGUUGCCUCGCACAUUGUGUAGACGCAUUGUUUUAUUACCAUUCUUUUGUUGUUGUUGUGACUGAACUGCAGUCAUCAUCGCACGCAAAUCGCUUCACAAAAAGCUUUCUUUCUUCCAUCGUGUCUCGCGUUACAUGCAUCACGUACGAUCCCCUCCGGAGGAAGGCAGAGAGGCUAAUGGAGGCGCGUUGCUGAAGCCACCGAGUGCUUCGCUCUCGAAGGAACAUGUGUCGGAUGUUUCGCAAGACAGCUGCGCGCCUCAAUGGGCACUGGAUUCUAAAGUAGCGGCGAAGGCUGCUGCGAAGGCUGCGGCAAAACAAGGCGCAGAUUGGUGUCAUCCCCUCGACGCCCUGCAGCGUCAAAAGAACUCGGCACGCGUCGCCUACACCCCGUUCACCGUUGCUGAUGCCGAGGUGGUGGCGGCUCGCCAAGCGGAGGUGGUCGCAGACCGCAUUUUCCCUCAGCUUCAAGACAGCGUGCGUCGCAGUAACCGGCUGCUUUGCGAGUCGACGGAGCCACCGAGGCGUUUGCUGCGGCAGUGCUCAGGCAGUUCUGCUGAUAGCGUGUUUCCUGCGUUGGCGAGGACGGCAAAACCCGAGAGCGUGCCGCGCAGUGCGACACGGCAGCGCUCAGGGACGCCAGACCGCCUGCUGCAGGCCUUUCCAACCCCCGACGAUUUCUCCCUUUCCAACGACCAAUCGCCUCCGCAGCUGAUGGCGCGCAGCAGCAACAAUGCCGCCUCCUUGCCGAUACGGUGCUGUGCCUUGACCACACCCCAUCUGGCCGCUCUCUAUCCCCACAGUCCUUGUGCGCCGAAAGUCACAUCGACGAGGCGGCCGUGCACUGCACCAGAGGGCUGCACCUAUUCCUCCUCCCCCCUCUCUAUCACCCCGCUCAAGGCGCGGAAGGAGAAGUCGCGCAGCAACGCCAGUGCCAUCGCAGCGCAUUACGCGCAGCUCACCCACAUUCUUCAAGACUACCGCGAUGAUGCUGACACCGCUUCCAAGAAAGCAGGAGAGGCCACGCCGGAACAAAUGCGUCUCUGCUCUCCGCGCAAGGCCGCCGCGGACGUGCCGGAUGUCUUUCUCACACGUAGCACACACACGGGUGUCGCCAAGACCUUCCCCGCUGCGUCGCCGCACACAGCUCUCGUUUCCCCUGCGACCCCCGUCGCCACCGCCACGCACGACGGCUUCCGUCACUUCGUGGCGCAGCAUGGACUGUGCGGUCUCCGCACCUCGCCAGUCACAAGGGCCGACCUCACCCGCUUUCGUCGUCACCUUCAGCGAUACUUUGUCCGACAGCUUCACUGCCUCCUGCAGUACGAAGAGAACGAGCGGGCACAGCUGCAGCUCGAUGCGUUGCGCGCUCUCCGGACCCUUACCGGGCUGCACAGCCGCUACUGCGAUUACGUGGAGCUUUGCGGGCGACAGGCAGCGACAUUGGCGGCUAUGCUGGCGGAAGAGGUGGUGCUGAGGGAUGUGUAUCCUUUGCUAGAGCCUCUCCGAGCCACCGAAGACGAGCCGGAGCGUCCUUGCACGGAGAGCCUUCUCAACAGAUCCACUGAGGAGUCGGAGGCGUUCGAGGAGUUGGAGAUGAGUGCGAGAACGAUGGGUAAAGCCCUCGCUGCUCACAAACCGAUGCUCGAGGAACUCCAACCUGAAGGCACGGACACACGUGCGAUGUUGGCGGCGGCAGCGGCGGCACUGGAGGAGGCGUUUGAAGAGCUGGUACCCACGCUGGACUUCGAUAAGCUGGAGGUGAGCGUCUCUACCGCCGCGAAGGUGGCUCUGCCAUUGGAGCCUUUCGAGGAGUUAAAAGCCGAAAGCGACACGCGUGAGAACGUGGCGGCUCUGCAGGAGUCUUUCGAAGGGUUAACCUCGCUGCGCAAGCUGUAUACCGCGGGGAUCAACACCGAGGCGGACAAAGAAGUGGUGUUGGACGCGGAGUCUCCCGACAAGUCCGAGUCUGACAGAGACACGACGCCUGAGGAUGCUGCGAUACAGGAAGCUUUUGUGGAACUUGUGGACCCACAGGCACCCGGAGAAGCGGAGGUCUGCGCCAUCACCCCGCAACAAGAGGAGCGCCCACCCGUCCAGCCAUUUGGGAAACUGGAGGCUACGGCGGAGACGCACACACGAGUUCCUCCGGCGCCUGAGCCGUUUGAGGAGCUCCACGCAGUCGCCACAGAGACGAAAGCGCAGGUGGCAGAGCUGCAAGAAACCUUCCAGGACCUCUCUCUCCUUCUCGGUUUCGUGGAGCUAGCAAUGAGCGAUGUGGCACACACACAGCUACCCCUUUCGCUCGAUCCAUUUGAGGAGCUGCAGUCGAGUGAUGACAUCGACGCGAUGGCCGCUGUGCUUCAGGAGGCGGCCGAGGAGCUCGUGGCGCGGGCAGAGUCAAGCGAGGUACGAGAAAGCGCCUUCUCUGAAAGAGAGGAACAGAGUUCGCAGGAGCCGUUCGAAGAGCUGGAGGUGAACGCCGCCAUCCGCGGAAAGGUGCCCCCUCCACUCGAGCCGUUUGAGGAGUUGGAGGCGAAUGCCAGCCUCACGCUGGCGGUCUCAAAGCUGCGAGAAGACUUUGAGGGGCUGCGUGCGCCGGAAACCUUCGAGGAACUGGGGACCAGCACGGGAACCCACACCAAGGCCCCAACAUUCUUAGGGUCAUUUGAAGAGCUGAAAUCCGGCUUCGCCACAAAGACGGAAGACGAUGCUCUACAAGAGGUAUAUGAGGAGCUGGUGGUGCCAGAGAUUGGAACAGAAGGGCAGCUCGAGGUCAGCGGCAGCAAUGCGGCAGAGCCCCCGGCAACAACGGAGGCUCCGGCAACGACAGAGGCUCCAGCAGAGGCGCCGGUAGCACCAGAACCGUUUGAAGAGUUGAGAAUGGGCGCGGAGUGCGUUAUUUCUUCGAAGCCUUUCGAGGAACUGGAGGAGAGCCGUGACACGGAUGGUGCUGUGGCGGCGCUGAAUGAAGCGUUCGAAGAGCUGGUGCCGUCUGUGAAUCACGCAGAGGAGCGUCAAAUGAGCGUUGGUGUCGACAGCGUGGCCGGUAACGAGGUCGUGGUGAAGACUGCCGGUGUGGCCGAGUCAGAAGUGGAGGAGCGUAGUGUCGAAGUUGACGACAUCGCUUCCAAUGCAGUUGUCGUGGCUGCUGUUCCUCUUCCUCCUGUUCCUCCUGCACUAGUUGAAGCAUCGUCGAAGGAUUACUACGUGGGAGCCCCUACAACUCUCACGGACGCGGAGGGCGCGGUGCGGCAAGUCACGUGCCACUUCAACGACCUCACGCUCGACAGCUUCGCCGCUGCCGCGGUGGGCGAUGUGCUGGCGGAGGCAUGCGGUGUGCGUCGCCCGGUGGUGAUCGCGUGCGAGCGCCACCUCGACGGCACCAACUGGUGUGCACAUCUGAUGAACGCCGGCGUCGCCGUCCGCGAUUGCGUUGUCGCGGACGUCUGCGCUGCCCUGGAGUGUGCCGCCAUACGAGUGCGCAACGUCACCCUGGUCGCCACGGCGUCGAACGACGACGACGACGACGCACACCGUGCGGAGAAAACACCGAGUGAUGAGUUAAGUGACGACGCCAAUGCUGCUGCUGCUGCGGUGGUGGUGGAUUCGGCAGGUCUUACGAUACGCUUUGAUGUGGUGCACGAGGCCGUCUUUGCCCUCUACCCACAGGAGGAGGUGCAGUACCUUAUUCAGGAGUGCCAGUUUCCGUUUCUCCAGCAGUGGUGCCGCAGCCGGGCUGCCAUGCAGCGCUUGGAGCGCCGCCGAUGCGGCUCCAACACGCCUCAGAUGACGCUGCUGCGUCCCGAGAGCGCCGCGUGGCUGUCACGGGGGGCGGCGAUGCAGCUGUGGGCCUACGCAACGGGGGCGGCGCGUCGUGUGGACACGGGCGUGCCGACGCAGCCCUCAGCACCAUCCUCCGUAUCACCUGGGUCUCCGAGCGCAGCACCCAACCUCUCUGCCGGAUCCAGUGGCCAGAGCAGACCGGACGCUGCCGAGAGCGCAGACAUGAGCUCCUUGGAGGCGCGCCCGUCGAAGCCACAGCAAUCAAAGCACAAAGGCCUUUUCACGCGGAGUCACAAGACCAGCUAG
Leptomonas pyrrhocoris is the source of this 4212-nucleotide messenger RNA. RefSeq lists its product as hypothetical. The record is from RefSeq and is a predicted model, not a curated record. The coding region runs from base 256 to 4212 and encodes 1318 amino acids. The transcript has a single exon. Lineage: Eukaryota; Euglenozoa; Kinetoplastea; Trypanosomatida; Trypanosomatidae.